AUGUGGGGUUUUCUUCAAUAUACCAGGGAUAAGAAGUUGGCAUUAUACUCUAAAGACCACGUUCGCUGGUACAUGUACCAGUUUCUCCAGGCGCUAAGCUAUCUCCACAAAAACAUGAUCAUGCACCGCGACUUGAAGACGUCGAACCUCCUGCUGACCAACAAGCACGAAAUCAAGCUGACCGAUUUCGGCCUGGCUCGUCAGCUCCAAUUCGGCGACAAGAAUCGCUACACGACCGAAGUGAUGACGCUCUGGUACCGUCCGCCCGAGCUUCUCCUCGGCAAGUCCGAGUACAGCACGGAGACGGACGUGUGGUCGGCGGGGUGCAUUUUCGGCGAGCUUCUCGCAUGCGGCCCGCUGUUUCCGACGCACUCGGACAACAAAAUCGAAGAGCUGAAUCUGAUCUUCAAAGCGUGCGGCACGCCCAGCGACGACGAAAUGCGCCACCUCAUGCAGUAG
This is a messenger RNA of Blastocystis hominis, 459 nucleotides long. RefSeq lists its product as hypothetical. Gene Ontology annotation, biological process: protein phosphorylation. The record is from RefSeq and is a predicted model, not a curated record. The transcript has 3 exons. NCBI's taxonomy places the organism in Eukaryota, Bigyra, Opalinata, Blastocystidae. Gene Ontology annotation, cellular component: nucleus. The coding region runs from base 1 to 459 and encodes 152 amino acids. Gene Ontology annotation, molecular function: cyclin-dependent protein serine/threonine kinase activity; ATP binding.